Messenger RNA from Mycena citricolor, 1712 nucleotides. The record is from the annotation of a GenBank genome assembly. Lineage: Eukaryota; Fungi; Basidiomycota; Agaricomycetes; Agaricales; Mycenaceae.
AUGACGGGGUCGUUUAUGGAGGCUGAAAACGUUAUGCUGAUAACCGAUCCGACUAUCGCAAUAUCGCAAUAUCGCAACAUCUUAAUAUUCGAAAAGCGCAACAUUCGAGAUGGGGUCAGCGGCCAAGUCGCCGGCACGAGCAGGCUCGUCGCGAGUCCGCACUCCCAGGCGACCUUCCAAGGCAGCGGCUCGUACGUCGUAUUUGACUGGGGCAAGGAGUUCUGGGGGAUCCUGUCGCUGACGAUCAACAACGCGACGGCGCAGUCGCAGUUCUCGCUGUCGCUCACCGACCUGCGCCGGCAGCUGCAGAACUGGGACGUGAUCCAGACGUUCCACGCGCCGCUCGCCACGGGGCUGCUGGCGCAGACCGUGGGACAGCAGUGCGGCGGGUUACGCUUCCUGACAAUUGUGAGUGCGAGCGCGGACCCGCUGGCAAUUACGUUUAUGCCCCACUGGGACGAUCUCAAGGCGUACCCGGGCUACUUCUACGCACCUAACCCCGGGUUUCACGACAUCGACUUCCUGGCGAAGAUCUUGUACGCCGGCACGUAUACGGUGCAGAACAACACAAUCCCUCCCCGCAUGGUGCGACAGGGGCCGUGGCCCGCAGGAGGUGGCUGGUCCAACAAUGCCUUGGGAGGUUCCGUGAUUGGGCCUAUCCUCGUCGAUGGAGCAAAACGCGACAGGAACAUCUGGCCAGGUAAUCCCUCAUGCUCAGGGCCGCGAUCUAAGCCUCGGAAUCACGCGACGGAUCAGGCGACUGCGAAGCCAACCACCGGCGCGCUGCAGUACUCUGGGCCGCUGCUGAACAAUCAGGGCAGCGAUAAGUACAUCUCGUCGUCGCUCAUCGGGACGCACAACUACUUCUUGUAUGUGGGCGACCUCGAUUUCGUCAAGUCUGUCUGGCCAAACUACACCAAGGCGGUCGGCUUCCUUGAAGGUCAGGUGGACUCGACGGGCCUGAUGACCGUCCCGUCUUCAUUCUCGAAUGACUGGGGCAGGGCAGGAGGCGCCGGAAACAGGUCGCAGACGCUCGUCACCGCGACGGACCUGGCGACGCAUCUCGGCAACGUCUCCCUCGCCGCCACAUACCUCGCCAACGCAACCAAAAUGCAAACCGCGCUCAACAGCCUGCUGUGGGACGCCGCUGAGGGCCUGUUCCGCGAGAACGACGUCCCGACAAGCAUCUACCCGCAGGCCGGCAACGCGUUUGCGGUCCUGUACAACCUCACGACAUCGGAUGCACAGAACAAGGCCCUUUUGGCCAAGUUCAAGGCCCUCGACGAGCUUCACAAUAUUGAUCAGACAAUAGACGACAGGUGGGCUUACGCCCUUAGCCAUGCAGCGGCAGAGUACAAGGACGAGAUCGCACCCUUACCUAACCUGAAGGAGCUUCAUGGUGGUGAUGGUGUCAUUGGACGGAACGUUGAUAUGGGCGGGGUGAAAAACGGCUACGGAUUGGGGCCGGAGCAUCAUGCCCGAUUGAAUGCAAUUCUCGACGAAAUUGAGCCGAACUUUGGUCCCGAUGAGUCAUAAACUGUUGGUCCCGAUCUUGAUUACAUGCUCACUACGCUAUCUCGAAUAUUAUGCUAUCUCGAAUGUUGGGCUUUUCGAAUAUUACGAUAUUGCGAUGUUGCGGUGUUGCGAUAUUGCGAUAGUCGGCUACCUUGGGUCUUGAUCAUUGCGUCAAUCAUCUGAUCAAUAUCUGCCGA